This is a messenger RNA of Spirodela intermedia, 1388 nucleotides long. NCBI's taxonomy places the organism in Eukaryota, Viridiplantae, Streptophyta, Magnoliopsida, Alismatales, Araceae. The record is from the annotation of a GenBank genome assembly.
AUGUGUGAUCUCGAAGGGGCUCAUGCCAGUGGUACGGUUGGUCUAGGAGUUAUAGGCAAACUCGGCGCAUGGUAUGAUCAAAUCCCAAGUGGUCAAGCUCUCGCCGACUAAUGAUCGAAACAGAUUCCCUAAGCUACGAUUGACGACCUCAGUCUGGCCAUCAGUCUGUGGAUGGUAAGCAGUGGAGAACUUGAGCUUAGUCCCAAGUAAGCUCCAAAGAGUCCUCCAGAAGUGGUUGGUAAACCGUACAUCACGGUCUAAGACUAUGGAUUUGGGUAGUCCAUGAAGGCGUGCAAUCUCUCUAAAGUACUAGAGACCUUGGAGGCAUCAGAGGUUUUUGAACAUGACACAAAGUGUGCCAUCUUUGAAAACCUAUCGACGACCACCAUGAUCGAGUCAUGUCGUCGUGCAGUGCGCGGGAGUCCCAAAACAAAGUCUAUGCUGACGUCGUCCCAUGGGCAGGUCGGCACUGAAAGUGGUGUGUAGAGUCUAGCAUUCUUCUUUACCUGCUUGGCGAGUGCGCACACUCGACACUGAGUGACGACAUUCCCUACAUUGCGCUUGAGGGUUGGCCAGUAGAACUGGUACUCAACCGCUGCGAUGGUCUUAUCGCGACCAAAAUGGCCGAAUAGACCUCUCGCGUGACAUUCCCAAGUGAGGAAGUCACGGAGAGAUGUGCAUAGAAUGCACAGUCUGCUCCUAAAGAACAGACAUCCAUUGACCACAAGGAAGUCCUUAUGAUCUAAAGAUGGACCAUCCGAAAGUGCUUGUAGAACGUGGCCGAAGUUUGGGCAAUCUGCAUAAGAAUCCGAUAGGGACUCAAAUCCUGUCACCUAAACCUUCACGAGGUUCAGCAAGUGGAUUCGUUGGCUGAGGGUGUCUACCAUCACGUUCUCUUUGCCCUUCUUGUGGCGAAGGACAAAGGUGAAGUCUUGCAAGUACUCGACCCAUCGUGCGUGUCGAUCACUCAGCUUCCGCUAAGAGUGUAGAUACUUCAAGGCCUCAUGGUCCGAGAAGAGCACAAACUCCUUAUAAAGGAGGUAAUGGUGCCAGUGUUUGAGAGCUUGAAUGACGACAUAAAACUCACAGUCGUAAAUGGAGUAUCUAGGCCUCACGUCAUUCAGCUUCUCGCUGAAUUACUCUAUGGGAUGACCUUCUUGGCUAAGGACACCCUCAAUACCAACGCCCAAGGCAUCACAGGCGACCUCAAAUACCUUGCCAAAGUUGGGUAGGUGAAGUAUUGGUGCCUGAGUGAUAAGAGCCUUCACUCGAUCGAAGGCCCGCUCAACUACCUUUGUCUAAAGGAAGGUCUCCUUCUUGAGGUAAUCAGUAAGCGGAGCGGUAACGGAACUAAAGUCUCAAAUGAAGCAACGGUAGAACGUCGCUAG